Molecule: messenger RNA, 350 nt
Organism: Rana temporaria (common frog)
Lineage: Eukaryota; Metazoa; Chordata; Amphibia; Anura; Ranidae
Product: oocyte zinc finger protein XlCOF29-like
Exons: 3
Coding region: 18-350 (110 amino acids)
Source: RefSeq, a predicted model, not a curated record
AUCUCUACAAGGACGUCAUGAUGGACAAUCAGCAGACCUCGAAUGAUGGAAAAUUAGGAAAAAAUAAACUUUCCUUGAAUGAGAUGACAUUGAACCUCACUCUGGAGAUCAUUAACUUGUUGACUGGAGAGGGCUGUGCUGUAGUUAUGAAGACAAGAAUGAGAGAAAGAAGAGGCCCCAUCGCCACGUCUCCACCAACCUUCCUGGUUCUUAAGAGAAAACGCAAGAAGAAGAUUCUAGAAGUCACCCAGAAGAUCAUUGAGCUACUGACAGGAGAGAGAUGCUUUUAUUCCGAACAUCGGGUUACAGCAGAUGACAGGAUACAACAGAUGAAUAGGUUGUGGUACUGA